AUGAAAGAACCCAGAGCCAAUAGUGGUUUCAAAUAUCUCGGUGAGGGCACGGUAAACUCCACCUCCAGUCCGAUUGAUUUGAUCAAUCAUCCGACAGAGCCCCAUGUUCAGUACCCCAAGGUUUUGGAAGAGGCUCUGCAAUCUACCUUUGACGAAAGCAAACUUGCGACCAUAUGCUAUGACCCAUUUUCUUGCAGUAUUCUCUACUUAAAUGGCUCACAGAAUGGUCGCCACGCUUGCAUGAAUACGGAUAACCCGUACAAUUACUCCACAGCGAGCUACGAGCUGAUAUACUACUCGAAUAAGCAGGUCCUGAGUGGUGGCUUGGACUUAAACCUGAUAAGUAUGAGGCCGGAUUCGUCAACCACAACCAGUUUCUUCUCAUAUAGACCUGCUUCGUCAAUCAUAAAACAACUACCAACUUUCAUAUAG
Ogataea parapolymorpha DL-1 is the source of this 432-nucleotide messenger RNA. RefSeq lists its product as uncharacterized. Bases 1 to 432 code for a protein of 143 amino acids. The record is from RefSeq and is a predicted model, not a curated record. The transcript has a single exon. Lineage: Eukaryota; Fungi; Ascomycota; Pichiomycetes; Pichiales; Pichiaceae.